Molecule: messenger RNA, 1369 nt
Organism: Phlebotomus papatasi
Lineage: Eukaryota; Metazoa; Arthropoda; Insecta; Diptera; Psychodidae
Product: protein takeout-like
Exons: 4
Coding region: 164-931 (255 amino acids)
Source: RefSeq, a predicted model, not a curated record
GAAGUGAUUGACGACGUAGGAAUACAGAAAAAAAUCUCAUGAUUGAGAAAACAUUUUUCACAUAAAUUAAGACUGUGCAAAAAUCUAUAAAAUGAAGUGUUAGAAAACAGCACUUUUAUAGUACUGAUCUACCGCAUUUAGGAGACACACUAUAUUCACGGAAAUGGAAAAAAUUGUGAAAUUUUUUGCAGUGUUAGCAUUAAUAGUAGAGUGCUACGGACAAUUUCCACCUGGCAUUAAAAAAUGUCAUUAUGGUGAUUCGGAGUGCAUUCGUGAGACAGCAAUGAAUGUGAUACAAAAUUUUCCUGGUGGAAUGAAAGAAAUGAACUUAGAUUCAAUUGAUCCACUCUUUUACGAAAAAAUCGACCUAAAGAAAGAAUCUAAUGGCCCCCUAAGUCUUCGUAUGAACUUCAGAAAUGUUAAUGUAUAUGGAUUUUCCCGAGCAAAAAUUCUCAAGAUUGAUGGUUUUACAAAGGAUCCCCAGAAGAUUCAGAUCCGUUUUACAUUGGAUAGAAUAAAAAUUCUUGGACACUACAAACUUGGAGGGCAUAUUUUAUAUUUCCCAAUGAAUGGUGAAGGUAAAUGCAACAAUACAAUGUUAAAUUGGGAUUUUCAUUGGAAUGCUACAGUAAAAUUGGUGGAGAGAAAUAAUGAGAAGUAUUUGAAAGUGGAAAACUACAGAACAAGAUUUACAACAACAAGAAUAUUCUUCAAUUUUGAAAAUCUUUUUGGUGAAGAUAAAGCUCUAAGUCAGAGUGCUAAUGAGUUCUUUAACAAUCAAUGGACCCUUUUCUGGGAUGAAAUGAAACCUCUUCUAUUUAAAAUGAGUGGAAAAUUUUUCACAGCAAUAUUUUCUCAGCCAUUUACUGACAUUCCCUACAGAGAAUUAUUCCUGGAGGAUGCUGCAUCAGAAGCAACAGAAAACCAGUAAUACAAAUCAAUAAACUGUUCACUGAGAAUUUCUAUAACAUGUAGUUACUUGUUAGUUAUUUGUCUAUGUAUUCCGUCAUGAGAUUAAUUAUUGAGGUAAUUACAAAUUCUAAACAAUAUUCACAGAGUAGUUUUUCACUUAGCAUAUUUAUAGUUUAAAGUGAUUCUACGAUAGUGUUUGCAAAAUGUUAAGGCAUCAACUUUGUCAACCAAUAACAAAGAAAUUUUUUAACCACUUCAAUCAAAUAUUACGAUAAAAAAAUGAAUUCUAAAAGAUGAAUAGUCUCUCAAGUUCAAUUGAAACAAAAUCUUUGUAUUUAAACAGAUGCGCUAAUUUCCACAAAAUAAUUAUCAAUUUAGUGGGAAUCAAUGUGAAAUUACGAAGUAUUGGCAAUAUACUGUUUUAGAAAUAUAUAGCUUAAUUUAUGCAUCAUGAAAA